GUAGCAUGGUUGUAUGACUUCUGGAACCUGUUUUUAGCAGCACCUAAGCAGAAGUGGAAAAAUGGAUGGUGGGAGCUAUCCAUGUUUGGAAUCUAGAUAAAGAGGAGUGGUGAUAGGUCAUUUGGGAAAGGGAUCUAAGGGUUAAGGAUCAAAGUAUCAAAGAGAAGAAAAUAAAAUCAGAGUGGAAGUGAUCGCCUAAGAAAGCUAAGAAGGGGUAAGUGAUUGGAGAUUAUAAUGGGAAUAGAUAAGAAUAGAUUUAGGAGGAGUGAGACUCAGGGAGAACUGGAAGAUCAUGAAGUAAUGGCCACAUAGAAGAAUUUGAGAGAAAUGGAUUAUGGAGGUGGAAAAUUUCUGAAUGAUGAUAGGAUCAAGAAUAUGAUCAUCGGUCUGCAGGAAGACCAACUAGCAGACCACUUCACUAGUCCAAGCAUGAGGUGAUAAAGGCAUGCACCUGUCAGAGGAUACUUAGGAGGGAAUUCAUGAAAGUAGAAAUAACAAGAUUUGGCAACAGAUUGGAUAUAGAAGAUGAGAGAGAGAAUGAAGAGUCAAGAGAAACUCUACCAUGUGGACAGUCGGCCCAAUAUGUCAAGACCUCUGAUCACUAGAUCCCCUGCAUCUCACUUUGUUAUAUGAAGAGGCAAAGUACUUUCAGCUUCGACCCAUGUUAUUGGAGAUGGAAAGAUGGAAACAGGAUCGGGAAAAUGGUCACUUUUCUAGACCUUGCGAGUGCUUAGUGGUACGAGUUGCCCCAGACCUCGGAGAGAGAAUUACACUCAGUGGUGACAAAUCUUUGAUAGAAGAAGUGUUCCCAGAAAUUGGAGAUGUGAUGUGUAAUUUGGUCAAUGCAGGUUGGAAUCACGACUCAACGCAUGUCAUCAGAUUUCCACUGAAUGGAUACUGUCACCUCAACUCAGUUCAGGUACUUGAGAGGCUGCAGCAAAGAGGCUUCGAAAUUGUGUACUCCUGUGGAGGAGGGGUAGACUCUUCCCAAUUCAGUGAAUACGUACUGAGGCGAGAACUCAGACGGACAUCUCGUGCACCCUCCGUCAUUCGAAUAAAGCAGGAGCCUCUGGACUGAAUGGACAUGUUUCUUAUGCAAAAAAAAAAAAAAAA
Molecule: messenger RNA, 1113 nt
Organism: Gracilinanus agilis (Agile Gracile Mouse Opossum)
Lineage: Eukaryota; Metazoa; Chordata; Mammalia; Didelphimorphia; Didelphidae
Product: BTB/POZ domain-containing protein KCTD1-like
Exons: 1
Coding region: 662-1078 (138 amino acids)
Biological process (GO): negative regulation of DNA-templated transcription
Cellular component (GO): nucleus
Molecular function (GO): transcription factor binding; transcription corepressor activity
Source: RefSeq, a predicted model, not a curated record